CCUAAAACGAUUUUUUCUCUAUCACAGAAUAAAUUUGGAUCUCUGUGCUUAAAGUCAAGAAUAAAUGGGUAUAUUGUGAUUAACCAGCAUUAUCUUCCAGCAAAACAGACAGCACAUCGUGGAUUAUAUCAAGUACAACCGUGUAAAUUAAGAAUAAAUCAUUAAAUCAUGGAAAUUUUAACUAAAUUAUCAAAUGCCUUUUGGAAUGAAGAUGUUUGGCUUCCUCCUAACGUUACAUGGAAAGACAUUGAGCCAGGCAGUAGUGAAGAUAUCGUUUAUGCAGAUUAUAGACAUCUUUUAUGGCCUAUUCCCAUUUCAUUUCUUAUCAUAUUUCUGAGGAUAGCAGUUGAAAAUUAUUGGAUUAUGCCAAUUGGAAGAUCCCUCGGAAUUAAAUCGACCAAGGCUAAAGCUCCUAUACCAAAUAAAACGCUAGAAAUCACGUAUUCUAAAAUGUCGAAGCUUAAUCACAAAACAAUAGUAAAUUUGACUAAACAACUUGACCUGACAGAACGACAAAUUGAGAGAUGGUGGAGAAGGCGUAAAGCUCAAGAUAAACCGACAACAUUGAAAAAAUUCUGUGAAAAUGUUUGGCGCUGUAUGUACUACACAUAUAGCUUUAUUUUUGGUAUAAUUGUAAUGUGGGACAAGUCAUGGCUAUGGGAUAUUAAGCAAUGCUGGUAUAGCUACCCUCAUCAAUCAAUUCACAACGAUGUCUGGUGGUACUACAUGAUCUCAAUGGCCUUUUAUUGGUCAUUAACAUUUUCACAAUUUCUCGAUAAUAAGCGAAAAGAUUUCUGGCAAAUGUUUAUACAUCACGUGUUGACUUUAGUAUUGAUAUCAUUAAGUUGGAUGUGUAAUUUACAUCGAGUCGGAUCACUUGUGCUGAUCGUUCAUGAUUUCGCUGAUAUUUUAUUGGAGGCAGCAAAGUUCUUAAAGUAUGCAAAUCUCCAAAAAGCUUGCGAUAUUAUCUUUGGAUUGUUUACAAUAUCUUGGAUUGUGACUCGUUUGGGAUUAUUUCCAAGAAUUAUUUAUAGUUCAACAGUGGAAGCACCACAGAUAUUACCGAUGUACCCAGUUUAUUAUAUAUUUAAUUCACUACUUAUAAUGCUUCUUGUACUCCAUUUUAUAUGGACUUAUAUGAUUCUUCAAGUUGUCGUGCAGACAAUAAAAGCAGGACAAAUGGAAGGUGAUGUUCGUUCUAGUUCCGAUGAAGUAUCAGAUAGUUCUGAGAAUCGGGAUAAGCCAGUACUUCAGAAUGGAUCUACAACUCCAUUAAAAGAAAAUAAUAAAUCAUCACCAAGCCGAUUAAUCAGUAAUAACACUGAAGAUUACUAACUCGACUAAUCUUUCGUGCCGCUUGAAACUGACUUCUUUUUUCAUUUUCACAUUUCAUUCCAAUGUAUUUUUGGACAUAUUUUUCUUCUAAACUUACGAUCAAAUAGCGAGUCAAUAGUCAAACAAUUUUUGUAGUUUAUUUAUUGUUAAAUUAAACACUUUGUAAAAUCAUUUUAUGCCAAGAUACACAUGUCACGUGGAUGCCAUAAGUUGACGUUUACAGCCUCGAUAUACCUAAAUGUUGAUACAGUGGCUUAAUUAUUAACAACUGGAACUGCUUAAGUAUAUAUAUUGUACAUGUUUAGUAGAUUGUGGUCGAAAACCGCAUCUUUUCAAGGCCUCCACAUGACAUCCACAACAAACAUGUGUUUCUCGGACAUAAUUUUUUCUUUGAAUCUUUAUUGAAUUUUUAGAUCUAAAAAAAGUCUCAUAUAUGAUGAUAUUUUUCUAUUAGAUAGAAAAUAGAAGAGAUAAUGUCAGUUUUUAUAUAUUUACAAGCAUAUUAAAUGAAUUUUCUAUUGAAGCUGUUGCAAAAUGAGAAAGCUUUAAAAAAUCUUAUCGAAUCACACAUUUUUCUUCUUAAUAAUUAAAAUUAAUUAAUUAAGCUGCUUACGAAGUGAACCAAAUUUUCAAUUUUUAUUAGAUUAAUG
Molecule: messenger RNA, 1985 nt
Organism: Chironomus riparius
Lineage: Eukaryota; Metazoa; Arthropoda; Insecta; Diptera; Chironomidae
Source: the annotation of a GenBank genome assembly